AUGUUAGACUUUUUUUACAUUCUUACCAAAGGUGGUCUUGUUUUAUGGUGUAUACCAUCAUUAGCUACCGAAUUUACUACAAUUGUUAAUCAUGCGAUUGAUAAAGCUGUCUUACAAGGCCAAGGUAAUUUACAAAAAUGGCUUACACCAUCAAGCUCUCAUCAAAUUCAUUACAAAUUAGAUAAUGAAUAUCACCUUGUUUUUAUUCUUGGUUAUCAAAAAACAUUAAAUAUAUCGUAUGCUGAUAAAUUUUUGGAUGAAAUACAAAAACGUUUUCGUGAUCAAUAUAAAGAAGAUUUAACGAGAGGGGGUUUUAGUCGAUCAUUUCUAUUUCGUGCUACAUACGAAGACGUUCUUUUUGAAGUUGAACAUUCUGAAGAAGAUGUUAAAAAAACUAAUCGCCGGCCUCGUUCCUAUGAAGAGUCUGAUAAAAAACAAAAAACAAUUAAGAUAGUAACAAAAGAAGGUAAUGUAGCUACAGAUGAAAAUAAAAAACCCAAAGUAAAUGCACCAUCAAAUAAACAAUCGAAAAUUGCCGUAUCAAAAUCAAAAGCAUCGAAAAGUAAAGAAAACCAAAUGACAACUCCUCCAAAUGCAAGUAAAAUUGAUUAUUCGAAAGAUGCAGAUGCUGAAAAAGUCGAAACUAAACGAGUAACAACCAACGCUCCAGUUACUACUCGACCUGAACAAGGAGAUUUAGAGGUCAUGGUUGUUGAAGCAUCGAGUAUCACAUCUGGUUUAGUCGAUGGUUUUUGGUCAAAAUUAAAAAAAGUCAAUAUUUUUGCAUCAAAAACAUUAACAGCUGAAGAUUUACGUACAGGCUUUGAUACAAUGCGUGAGCAUCUUGUAUCAAAAAAUGUUGCUUCUGAUGUAGCUGAAAAAAUUUGUGAAUCUGUUUCAAGUAAAUUAACUGGAAAAACAUUAGGUUCAUUUGAAAGUCUUACAACAAAUAUUCGUCAAGCAAUGCGAGAUACAUUAGUUAUGAUUUUAACACCUCAACGACGUAUUGAUAUUCUUCGAGAUGUUGUUGAUGCACAAAAAGCAUGUCGUCCAUAUACUAUUACAUUUUGUGGUGUUAAUGGUGUUGGUAAAUCAACAAAUUUAGCUAAAGUUGCUUAUUGGCUUACUGGAAAUGAUUUACGUGUUUUAAUUGCUGGUUGUGAUACAUUUCGUGCUGGUGCAAUUGAACAAUUGAAAACACAUGUUGCCCGUUUAAAUAAUAUCUUUAAUGAAAAAGAAUUACCAAUGAUAGAAUUAUAUGAACGUGGUUAUGGAAAAGAUGCAGCUGGUAUUGCUGCUCAAGCAAUUAAUUAUGCGAAGCUAAAUAAAUUUGAUGUUGUUUUAAUUGAUACAGCUGGUCGAAUGCAAAAUGAUGAACCAUUAAUGACUGCAUUAGCUAAAUUAAUUCAUGUUAAUAAUCCGGAUUUAGUUUUAUUUGUUGGUGAAGCAUUAGUUGGAAAUGAAGCUGUUGAUCAAAUAAUUAAAUUUAAUCAAGCACUUAUUGAUCAUGCACAUUUACAAAGUAAUCCACACGUUAUUGAUGGUAUUGUUUUAACUAAAUUUGAUACAAUUGAUGAUAAAGUUGGAGCUGCUAUUUCAAUGACGUACACAACUGACAAACCAAUUGUUUUUGUUGGUAUUGGACAACAAUAUCAAGAUCUUAAAACAAUUAAUGCGGAUGUUGUUACUGAAGCUCUUUUAAAAUAA
This is a messenger RNA of Adineta steineri, 1707 nucleotides long. Lineage: Eukaryota; Metazoa; Rotifera; Eurotatoria; Adinetida; Adinetidae. The record is from the annotation of a GenBank genome assembly.